Messenger RNA from Porites lobata, 567 nucleotides. Lineage: Eukaryota; Metazoa; Cnidaria; Anthozoa; Scleractinia; Poritidae. The record is from the annotation of a GenBank genome assembly.
AUGGGAACUUGGUUUUGGAUUCUUGGCUGGAUUCUGUCCAUUCUGACGAUGGCUGGAAAUGGUUUCACCGUGCUUCUUGUAAGCAGUCGGCGUCGGCUUCGCACCAAAACCAACGCGUUCAUCGUUUCACUUGCGGUGGCGGAUUUCUGUGUUGGGGCGUUCGUUGUUCCUUCACUGUUCGUCUGUCACAUCAGAGGUGGCUGCGAUUGGCCUCAAACCUAUGCGUCCUGGGUGGAAUUUAUAAGGUGGCUCUUUCAGUACGCCUCUAUAAUGAACCUGUGCAGCCUGGUACUAGAUCGGUAUAUGGCUAUUGUAAAGCCACUGAAAUACGUCACCUUCAUGACUGCGCGACGAGUAACCCAACUAACAUUUAUUUCUUGGGUGAUUCCUCUUGGUCUUGAAAUUUGGUCUCUUUUCAUGACUUUAUAUUUAACAUUUUCGAUAUGUUCGAUGCUCUUAGCCGUACAGUUUGCGAUCCUCGAGAUUUUCUUCAUCUGCAUGUUAAGCUUCUGUUUUAUUUCCAUAUUAACAGCUGUAUACAAGCAAACUCGAUCAUCAGCCAUCUUA